AGCACUGUGCUGAUGUCUGCAAGUGCGCUCGACUGUAAACUUUUGCUUGAGAAAUUUUUUGUCGCAUUUUUCAGUGUUUUUUUUUUAAUAUUUUUUACCUGAUUUUUAACCGUAAAAUGGGGAAAAAUUCUACGAAACCCACAUCAAAAGCUAACAGCUCCCCGGAAGGAAAAGCGAUGUCUCCCAUGAAAACGCAACUGCUCGAUGACCAACAGACUCCCAGCUCUUCAAGUUCAAAAAGAAAAAAUCUUCGAAAACCUUCCACAGAUGACACGCCGUCUAGCAGUGAACCUCUAUCGAAAAAAAAUCGAUUAGAUUCAACUGAAACCGCCGAAGAAGAUAAUACGCGGAGGCGAAGAACUUUGAAACACGGCGAGGUAGCACUGCCAGUAUGUUCAUUCUGCAAAGAAGAUCAAAAAGCAGACGAUGAACCGUUGAAGGAAUGUUCAGAAUGCAAAGCAAAAUAUCACAUACGCAAAUGCUUACGAUACAAAGAGGAAUUUGCAACGAACAUAUUAAAAUUAAAUAAAUGGUUUUGUCCAAGAUGCGUGGAAUGUGAUUCAUGUAAAGGUUAUAUUGGAGAUCCAUCUAAUAUUGAAUGUACAUUUUGCUGCCGAGCAUGGCAUGGAUCAUGUGCUCCAAAAGGAUAUUCUCCAUCAGGAGAAUUUGAUUCAGAUUGGUACUGUAUUGCAUGUUGUCGUGUCAAAGGAAUCAAAAUUUGGCAUACUACAUCAAUUUCUCACCGUUCUCACCCGUCAGCACCUGUCAAAGAACGAAAAACGAAAAGAGGAGGAGCCGCGCGGAAGGAUGAACUGGAAUUCGAAGGAGAUAUUGAUGAGCUUAAAGAUUUAUUGGCAAAACGAGAUUUGACAUUUGAAAUUUUGAACUAUGAAGCCGGUUUCAGUUCGAAAAAACCACUUCCAUACACGCCGACUUCGAGUGGAAAAAAGAAUAAGAAAAAGCAACAGAAAUCGCCCGUUCGGGAAGAAUUUGAUUAUUCGAAUGCUGAAAGAAGUCCGGAUUUUCCGAAAGUUGUUCGAGCGGAUUUAGAAUUAUUCAAAGCAACAAAAUCAGAAGCUUAUCAACAGACACCGAUUUUCAAUCCUCAUCCCGAAGGCCAAUUUCUUCACUUCGGCACCGGAAAAGCUUGUAAAGCAAUAUACAGCUCUGCAUACGAAGAACCUCUUCACUCAUCAGCUCAUCUUUACGCAUGCAAGUUCUGCCUACAUACAACUAAUUUAAAAGAAGAUUUGAUUGUUCAUUGGGAUAUUUGUAAUGCAAAACAUCCACCAGGAACAGAAAUUUAUCGAAAUGAUGGACUCGCAUUCUUUGAAGUUGAUGGAGCUGUACAGAAGAAGUACUGUCAGGAUUUGUGUCUUAUUUCAAAGUUAUUUAUUGCAUCAAAGACACUUUACGAUGAAGUUGAAACAUUUAAAUUCUAUGUUCUAUGCGAAAUUACAACGGAAGGAUAUGUGAUUGUUGGAUAUUUUUCAAAAGAGAAGAACCCAUCGAAAAACAAUAAUUUGUCAUGUCUUUUGGUACUUCCAAUGGUUCAAAAAAUGGGUUACGGUCGUCUUCUAAUCGAUAUGAGCUAUGAACUUUCUCGUUUGGAAAUGAGAAUUGGACAUCCCGAGCAUCCACUAUCAGAUCUUGGAAUUUUGGCAUAUCGUGGAUAUUGGCGUUCAAGUCUUCUAUGUUAUAUUCGGGAGCAUCGGAAUUAUGAUCGACUUAAUAUUAAAGAUAUGUGUCUAGCAACAAGGAUUGCUCCAGUCGAUAUAGUAAAUCAAUUAAUGUUGGAUAAUAUGAUUGUACUCAAAGGAGGCGUUUACUCAAUUAAAAUUGGCAAACGAGCACUGAAAUUCCCACUUUCUCAAUGUCGCCGUCGAUUUGUAGAUCCUUCUCAACUUUUUUGGAAACCGAAGCCAUCGGCCGAACGGUUGGAUCCUACUAAAAUUAACAAUUAUGUAUGACUGUUAAUAUCAAUAUGGUGCAAUGACAAUUUGAUCUGCAGUAAUUUCACAAGAUUUUGACAUGACCUCAAUGGUACACGGAUUUAUUUAGAAAGUUUUUAUCAAAUUUUUUCGUUUCCAAACAGAAAAAAAAACACAUUGUUCAAUAAAAACCGUUUAUUAGUACCUUAAAAAUAAAUUGAUUCGAAACAAUUUUUAACAGAAAAAUGAAAAUAAAACGACAAAAUUCGCUAAAAAUGAUGUAAUUUAAUUGAAAAAUGCAAGAAAAAUGAACAAAACAGCGUCAGAAUCUUGUGAAAUUACGAUAGAAUUGAUAUUCCCAGUGUAUUAACAAAAAGUUUUUUUUUGUGAAAAUUUCAACUUUUAUAUUUAAUAAGGCAUUUUUUGUAAUAUAGUUUUUUUAAUCAUUAAAAAGAAGUAAAGUCUCCCUAAGUUUAAUAAUUUGUUUCUUUAUAUAUUUUUUUUUGUUUUGUUUGAGUUGUUUUUAUAAUGGAAAUUUAAAUUUGAUUUUUAAAAAAAAUUAAUUCCAAAUUGUCCAUGUCCCAUGAUAUUUUUGAGACAAAAUUCUAAAUUUGUCCAUUCUUUGUUUCAUGUAUUCAUUCUCAAAUUAUUUGAUUUUAAACAAAAAGUAUCUCGUUUCCUACCCCAUCUAUAAAUCUCACACGCCGUUUUAAUGUCAUUUCAUUUAAUAAUGAAUUUUACUUUU
Caenorhabditis elegans is the source of this 2676-nucleotide messenger RNA. It is a transcript of the gene mys-4, whose product is annotated as Histone acetyltransferase. Gene Ontology annotation, biological process: regulation of DNA-templated transcription; chromatin remodeling. Gene Ontology annotation, molecular function: protein-lysine-acetyltransferase activity; histone acetyltransferase activity. NCBI's taxonomy places the organism in Eukaryota, Metazoa, Nematoda, Chromadorea, Rhabditida, Rhabditidae. Gene Ontology annotation, cellular component: nucleus; histone acetyltransferase complex. The transcript has 7 exons. The coding region runs from base 117 to 1970 and encodes 617 amino acids. The record is from RefSeq and is marked reviewed.